UAUGCAGUACCAUAGGUGAAAAGGGAAGUAUAUUGAUAUUGAAUAUGUGUUUGAGCAAAUAAAAUUACAUCAAGGAAUGACACAAAACAAUUGUAUGUUAAUCUGCAAAUAUUUUUUUUUCCUUCUUUCAAACACAGCUGAUCCUGCUGCUCUGGGAUUCAUCAUUUCUCCAUGGUCUCUCCUCUUGCUUCCAUCUGGCAGUGUGUCAUUUACUGAUGACAAUGUUUCCCACCAAGACCUGCGAGCAUUCACAGCACCCGAGGUUCUGCAGAACCAGUCCCUGUCAUCUCUCUCAGAUGUUGAGAAGGUCCAUAUUUAUUCUCUUGGUAUGACGCUCUUCUGGGGAGCUGACCAUGAGGUUCCUCAAAGCCAACCUAUCAAACUUGGAGAUCAUCUCAACAGCAUCCUCCUUGGCAUGUGUGAAGAUGUCAUUUAUGCCCGAGUAUCUGUACGGACCGUUCUGGAUGCCUGCAGUGCUCACAUCAGGAACAGUAACUGUGCCCCAUCUUUUUCAUAUGUGAAGCAGUUAGUCAGACUGGUCUUGGGAAGUCUGUCUGGGAUGGAUCAACUUUCUUGCAAUGGAGAUAAAAAAUUGCAGCCAGACAGGAGUCAGGCAAUUCGGGAGAGGCUGAGGGGAAAAGGACUGCCCACAGGUAAGUGCCCUGUUUCUGUGAGGAUCAGGGCAUAGCAGCCCCAUGGAAUACGAAGUAUGCUGGGUAGGUGUUGCAGCCAGUAUAACUGAGCAGUGGAGCCAUCAGCUUUGAGCCAAGCUUUCCAGACAGGAGGAUAUGUUGUUCAGAUAACUGGUCUUAUUGGGACUUGUUGGGAGCAUUUUAUGUUGCAGCAGCUGGACCACUCUGAGUAACUGUGAUGCAGGCAAUGCAAUG
This is a messenger RNA of Meleagris gallopavo (turkey), 887 nucleotides long. NCBI's taxonomy places the organism in Eukaryota, Metazoa, Chordata, Aves, Galliformes, Phasianidae. The record is from RefSeq and is a predicted model, not a curated record.